CGACUUGAAACUCUAAUUUUUUUUGAUAUCUCACUAACUUUGUCUAUUUUGGUAACAUUGGUAGCAAUAUCAUUAUCAUGAACAAACAUAGACCUUUCUUUAUAAGCACUAUUAAAAACCUCAAUUCUGAUUUCUAUACUCACAAAUAUUGAACUAUAUUAUUAUAUCUCUAUUUUCUUGUGGCUGCAACUAUGGAUGAGUUUCAAUGUCCCAACAACACAUCAACGGAACACGAAUUUCAUUCAACCUUGCGUUCAUCUCCAUCAUUUGAAAUAUACAACAAAUCUCAUGUUCAUCAUGAUUACGACAACCACAACCACCCAGAACAUGUUUUGAAAAUAACUGCUUUGACUUUGGAAUCCAGUGUUGGUAGUGCUGAGUUCAGCUUUGAAAGGAACAAGAUGGAUUUGAUUGAGGAAGCAGAGAAUGAAAAAGAGAAUGAAAUUGAUUGGUCAAUUGGGAUUAAGAAUUUGAGUGUUGAAGAAGAAGAAGAAGAUGAUGAUGAUGAUGGACCAGCUACUCCUCCUAUGUAUCUUGCAGCAGGGCUUGGAAUUGACGGUGGUGAAGUUGUGUCUGAUAGUAAUCUUAUUAGUGAUGAUAUAUUUGUUCAUAAUUUGCAUGAAAGUGAGGAUCUUGAAGAGUAUUAUAAGAGAAUGGUUGAUGGUUAUCCCUCACAUCCUUUGAUUCUGAAAAAAUAUGCACAUUUUUUACAAGGUAAGGGGGAACUUGAAGAUGCUGAGGAGUACUUUCAUCGUGCUACUCUAGCUGAUCCUAAUGAUGGUGAAAUCUUGAUGCACUAUGCGAAGCUGGUGUGGGAGAAUCGUCGUGACAGAGAUAGAGCAUUGUUCUAUUUUGAGCGCGCAGCUCAAGCUGCACCUAAUGACAGCAAUGUUCUUGCAGCAUAUGCUAGUUUUCUCUGGGAAACAGAAGAUGAUGAGAAUGACAUGGAAAAACAAGAUACUGGACCUGUCAAGACCUCAAAAGAAGAAAAUGGUGCAGAAAAUCUUACAGCAGCUAAUUUCAAUGAAGAGAGUAAUGAUGCAGAUUAUUUGAAGAAGAUGGUUGAUGACAAUCCUAACAAUCAUUUGUUUCUGAAAAAAUAUGCUCAGUUUCUGUUUCAGUCAAACAGUGAUGUUGAAGCAGCAGAGGAUUACUACUCAAGAGCGAUCUCGGCUGCUCCCCACGACGGUGAAAUAAUAUCAGAAUAUGCUAAACUACAGUGGGAACGUUAUCAUGAUCAGGAAAAAGCUUUGUCUUUAUUUGAGCAAGCAGUUCAGGCUACCCCUGGAGAUAGCAAUGUUCUUGCAGCAUAUACAUGUUUUCUUUGGGAAACAGAAGACAAUGAAAACUGAAUUCAAAGGCAAAGUCAGGUUCAAUAAAUCUUCUGCGGAAAAGGCCAUGAUUGUUGCUACUUUUCACAACAGCUCGUUAGAACAGCCGCAAAGAAAGGAUCCUAGUUAAAGGAUAAUAAAGAAAACCAAGACACAAUUAAUAGAGGGAACAGCAAGAUUAGCUCAUAGUUAUUGCAUUUUUUGUUGAUUUUUUCUUCUUAUUUUUAGAAUAACAAAUUUAACUACAGACCCUCUUCUCUUAUACUGCAACUUUUGUAUGGAUAGAGUUGUAAAUCUUUCACCAUAAGCAGCUGUUUGCUGAAUACUAGUUGAUAGCUUUUUUAAUUUAUACCGACUAUAAUCAGCUCUCAGCAAACUAAGACAA
Molecule: messenger RNA, 1716 nt
Organism: Cicer arietinum (chickpea)
Lineage: Eukaryota; Viridiplantae; Streptophyta; Magnoliopsida; Fabales; Fabaceae
Biological process (GO): RNA processing
Molecular function (GO): protein binding
Source: RefSeq, a predicted model, not a curated record